Vigna angularis (adzuki bean) is the source of this 1729-nucleotide messenger RNA. Its product is annotated as isoflavone 2'-hydroxylase. Gene Ontology annotation, molecular function: monooxygenase activity; oxidoreductase activity, acting on paired donors, with incorporation or reduction of molecular oxygen; iron ion binding. Bases 82 to 1596 code for a protein of 504 amino acids. The transcript has 2 exons. NCBI's taxonomy places the organism in Eukaryota, Viridiplantae, Streptophyta, Magnoliopsida, Fabales, Fabaceae. The record is from RefSeq and is a predicted model, not a curated record.
ACCUUCUUCAUUCAUCACUCAAUUCAACUGCAGAAGCACACCCACACUUACUUCUCUAUAUCUUCCAUAACAACAUCAACCAUGGGAGUGCCUUCUUUGCUGUUGCUCUUCUCUUACUUUCUCCUUUCCCUCCUAUUCAUACUUUUCAGUCUCAAGUUCCUGUUGGGAAGCAGAAGAGUGAGGAAUCUGCCACCGGGGCCUUCUCCUCUGCCCAUAAUAGGAAACCUCAACCUCAUCGAACAACCCAUCCACCGCUUCUUUCAACGAACUUCCGAGCAUUACGGCAAAGUCAUCUCCCUCUGGUUCGGUUCCCGUCUCGCCGUCGUAAUCUCUUCACACUCGGCAUUCCAAGAAUGUUUCACCAAACACGACCUUGCCUUGGCCAACCGCCUUCCCUCUCUCUCCGGAAAAUACAUUUUCUACGACAACACCACCGUCGGCUCCUGUUCCCACGGUGACCACUGGCGCAACCUCCGCCGCAUCACCGCCCUCGACGUUCUCUCCACCCAGCGAGUCCACUCUUUCUCCGGAAUCCGAAGCGACGAGACCAGGCGCUUGAUUCACAGGCUGGCCAGGAACUCGCGCAAGGGUUUUGCUCGCGUGGAGAUAACUUCCAUGUUCAACGACUUGACCUACAACAACGUGAUGAGGAUGAUAUCCGGGAAGAGGUUUUACGGAGAGGAGGCCGACAUGAAGAACGCGGAGGAAGCCAGGGAGUUCAGAGAGACCGUGGCGGAGAUGCUGCAACUCAUGGGCUUGGCUAACAAGGCCGAUUACCUGCCUUUCCUGAGGUGGUUCGAUUUUCAGAAUGUGGAGAAGCGCUUGAAGAGUAUCAGCAAGAGGUACGAUGCCAUCUUGAACAAGAUCAUCGACGAGAACCGCAGCAACAAGGAUAAUCGUGAGAACUCCAUGAUCGACCAUCUCCUGAAACUCCAAGAGACUCAGCCUCAGUAUUACACCGAUCAGAUAAUCAAAGGCCUUGCUCUGGCGAUGCUAUUUGGAGGAACGGACUCGUCGACGGGAACUCUGGAGUGGUCGUUGUCGAAUUUGUUGAAUAAGGCAGAAGUGAUGGAGAAGGCGAGAGAGGAGUUGAAGAGAGUGGUGGGGGAAGAUCGGUUGUUGAAUGAGACAGACCUUCCAAAACUUUGUUAUCUUAGGAAAAUAAUUCUUGAGACACUUAGGUUGUAUCCGCCAGCUCCAGUGCUCAUACCACACGUUACUUCGGAGGAUAUAAGUGUGGGAGGAUUCGAUGUGCCUCGGGACACAGCAGUUAUCAUCAAUGGGUGGGCGAUGCAGAGAGAUCCUGAGAUUUGGGAUGAAGCGACAUGCUUUAAACCAGAGAGGUUUGAUGUUGAAGGAGAAGAGAAAAAGUUGGUUGCUUUUGGGAUGGGAAGAAGGGCUUGCCCAGGAGAAGCCAUGGCCAUGCAAAGCGUUAGCUAUACUUUGGGUUUGUUGAUUCAAUGCUUCGAUUGGAGACGAGUGAAUGAUGAAAAAGUUGAUAUGAGAGAGAAUAAUUGGAUCACUUUGUCAAGGUUAAUUCCUCUUCAAGCCAUGUGCAAGACCCGCCCACUCUACGCUCAGCUUUCCUCAAUUUAGUUCUUUUUUAUUUCUUUUUCUUUCCUCAAAUUAUACUCCAUCCUUCCACUCUGCUACUGUCGGUUAUGAAUUUCCAAUAAUCUUCAAUGUAUUCUUUCUUAUUCUUAUAUCAAACUACAACUUUUAUGGUCCA